GGCGCAUAGGCUACUGAAGUCAUUCUGGACUGUUGGGCAAAAUGACAACGGGAAAGAAACUUAAAUCAAAGCUAAAACAAAAAUCGGACUGGGACGACAAAGCAAACAUUAUUGAGAAUAUUGAAGAGCCUUUUGAUAAUACUGAAAACAAGAAAAAAGUGUCAAAGAGGAACAAGAGAAGGUUGGAAUGCACACAGGUUGUAAAUCCAUACACAACCGACGAGUGCCAAGAAGCUGGAGAAGGGGAGAAUAAAAAAGAAAAAGGAAAAUGUGCCUCAAAAGAGGUUCACUUUGCCUUCCUACCUGAAAAAUACGAACCUCUGUUGGAAGAAGAUGAGAAUAAAGAAAACACCAAGGAAGAAAAGCGAAACAAAAAGAAACAGAAGUACAAAAAGUAUAGAAAGAAUGCCAGCAAGGCUCUGCAGUUUGGAUGGCGCUGUUUGGUGGUGGGACUUCAAGGAUUCGCGGCUGGCUACACUGCAUCUUUGUCUGUGGUUGCUACUGUUGUUGCAGCCAGAAACUGACCAAGUUUCCAAAGCUGACAGAGAAGACAAGCACCAUCACUUGUGUUCUCUGGGUCUCUCUAAGAUGUAUUGGUCAGGUUUACUGAUAGCCCUAAGGCCCAACUUUUAGUUGUUAUCAUAAAUUCAAGUAAUUUCUGCUGAAAAUGAACUUGUGAUAUAAAUUAUUAUUAAUUUAAGCGUUAGGUGUCAUUAGGUGUCCAUAACCUUUUCAAAAUCAACUUUUUAUUACACCAAUGUCUAGAAUAAAUCAAAUGUAAAGCACUACAGUCCAUUACAGUGAUGAUCAUUACGGCAUUCUCCUAAAAAUGGAUGCUGUAAUUGAAGCAAAUGGAAAUCAUAUUGAACAGUAUAUAUAUAUAUAUAUAUAUAUAUAUAUAUAUAUAUAUAUAUAUAUAUAUAUAUAUAUAUAUAUAUACAGUGCCCUCCAUAAGUAUUGGGACAGUGCAGUCAAAAUGGCUAUAUCUGUUGUACACUCAAGCAAUAUGAAAAUUUGAUUAAGAAUAACAGCACUUUUAGAGUUCCAUCCCCCCAUUUUAUGUGAGCAUAAGUAUUGGGACAAUUCAACUUUAAGCUUAUAUAAGAAUUAUAAAAGCUAAUAUUUAGUCGCAAAUCCCUUGCAUGCAAUAACAGCAGCGAGUCUGUGACCCAUUGACAUCACAAAACUCUUGGUAUCGUCCUUUGAGAUGCUUUGCCAAGCCUUUACUGCAGCCAUUUUCAGCUGUUGCUUGUUUUGGGGAGUUUCUGACUUCAGUCUCCUCUUCCGCAAGUGAAAUGCAUGUUCAAUCGGAUUUAAAUCAGGAGAUUGGCUUGGCCAGUCUAAAACUUUCCACUUUUUUCCCCUGAUGAACUCCUUGGUUGUGUUGGCAGUGUGUUUUGGGUCAUUGUCCAGUUGCAUUGUGAAGCGCCGCCCAAUGAGUCUGGUGGCAUUUUCUUGUACAUUGGUAGCCAAGAUGCUUCUGUACACUUCUGAAGUCAUUCUGCUGCUGCCGUCAUUCGUUACAUCAUCAAUAAAGAUGAGUGCGCCUGUUCCAGAGGCAGUCAUGCAUGCCCAUGCCAUGACACUACCUCCACCAUGCUUCACAGAUGAGGUGGUAUGCUUUGGAUCAUCUGCAGUUCUUUUUUUCUCCACACUUUUGCCUUCCCAUCACUUUGAUAAAGGUUAAUCUUCGUCUCAUCUGUCCAUAAAACUCUGUUCCAAAACUCUACUGGCCCAUCUCUGUGCUUUUUAGCAAAUUCUAAUCUGGCCUUUCUGUUUUUGGUGCUGAUCAGAGGUUUGCAUCUUGCAGUGUAGCCUUUGUAAUUCUGCUGCUGAAGUCUUCUGUGAACAGUAGAUUGUGACACUUUCACCCCAGCAUUCUGGAGGUUGUUGGUGAUUUCACUGACACUUAUUUUAGGGUUGUUUUUCACAGCUCUAGUCAUUUUUCUGUCAUCAACUGCUGUUGUUUCCCUUGGCCGACCUGGUCGUUGCUGAUUGCUGAAGACACUAGUGGUUUCUUUCUUUUUCAGGACAUUCCAAACUGUUGAUUUGGCUAUGCCCAACUUUUGUGCUAUGGUUUUAAUUGAGUUCCUCUUUUCUUUUAGCAUCCAAAUCACUUGCUUAUCUUUCAUAGACAGCUCCCUAGUCUUCAUGUUGGAUUAUGCCUACUGACACCAAACGCAGACUUCAAAGGCAAAAGCAAAGGAUAGAACUGAGACUACACAUUCACAGCUCUUUUAUGUGUGAACAAUCAAUGCAACAGGAAACACCUGAUCAGUUAGAAACACCUGUGAGCCAUGUCCCAAUAUGCUCACAUAAAAUGGGGAAUGGAACUCUGAAAGUGCUGUUAUUCUUAGUUGGUAAAACAUAUAUGUGUUGAAACAGCCAGGAAUAAAAGGUGACAUUUUGUACUUUUACCUCAUAUUCAUCUUUUAAUCGUAUUUUCAUAUUUCGUGAGUGGCAAUUUUGACUUCACUGUCCCAAUACUUAU
Molecule: messenger RNA, 2491 nt
Organism: Acipenser ruthenus (sterlet)
Lineage: Eukaryota; Metazoa; Chordata; Actinopteri; Acipenseriformes; Acipenseridae
Product: required for drug-induced death protein 1-like
Exons: 2
Coding region: 42-524 (160 amino acids)
Source: RefSeq, a predicted model, not a curated record